CCAGGAGAGGUAUUUUACUAUCGCGGCGCACUUGCCGUUCCGCUUCUGACGGUGCUUUGCAGCAGUUGCAGUGAGAGUACGCGGCACGGCCACUACAGGCUACAGCACUAUCUUUUAGCGGUGAAAUCCUUUCAACCCCAUCCAUUCCGACUGCUCGUCGAGUCGUCGUCGUCAUCCUACCCACCUCAUCGACACGGAUCCAUAAAGAUCAUUCCGUUUGCUGCGAUAAGGAUCCACCUCACCAAGACAGAUCACGUUAGGAGUCUAUUUUUGAGGCGCCUAUUUUUUAGGCGUCUACUUUUUAGGCGCCUAUUUUUUAGGCCUCUAUUUUUGAGGCGCCUAAAGAAUUCAUUCCGUUUGCUGCGAUAAAGAUCCUCCUCACCACGACAGAUCACGUUAUCGCGGCUCCUCUUGCGUGCAGCGUACCACGUCCUGCGCAUAUCUAGCAGUUGGUUUCUGGCCAGCGCGAUUCGGCAAGUGUUUUCUCUUUGAAAAGAAUAGCCAUUUUCAGACGUCGCAGGUUUUUGUUACGUUUGUGAGACUACGCAGCUAACUAAAUUUCGGGUUUCCUUUAAUUGACUGGCGGCUGCUUGAAGAAAUGGAGUCUCGCGAAUCGUACAGCUGAGUAGCGCAACGAUUUCCCGCUUUUGACUUCCAGCAUCAGUAGCUUUUGAGUCGACUCAAAAGCAGUCUCGCGAAUCCGAAUCGUACGGCUGAGUCGCGCAACGAGUCCCCUCUUUCGACUUCCAGCAUCCGUAGCAUCAGGUCGAAUAUCAUCAGGUCGAAUAUCGUCAGGUCGAAUCUCGUCAGGUCGAAUAUCGUCAGGAUGAUACCGAAUCUCGCUGGCCAGUUAUUGCAUUGUCGGCAGAUUCGGAAGUGCUGUCCUGACUCCUGAAUCCAAUGAGUUGUCGCAUAGUAGUACUAUCUUACGGACCGCAUUUUGUGUUUCCCCUGUUUACCAAUACUGCUCCCCUUUUUUCAAGGAGCGGCCACUGCACAGUCUAACGCCAUGCCCCCGAUGUUUCUUGGAACGUCUACUCUAGCUCCCUCUGCAGUCACUCACGCCGCGCCACGUGUCCUUUCCAGAGUCCAGGCCACUUCAUGUAGAUUCCCUCCCAGAUCCGUCAUCUUUUCUGGACCAAUCAGAAUAAGCCACGCGGGCUCUCCCUUCAGCCCAGGCUCUCUGGCCUUCACCCCCAGAACCCGCCGUCUAGUUAAACGGCCUGCUGACAACUUUCUCAAUUCCCGACGGUCGUUUCUCGGGGACGUGCGAUCAAUCCGAUGCAAUGACUGGUCCGUCGAUGGCCGUUCCGUCAACACCCGUUCUGUCAAUGGCCGGUCCGUCAUCGUUCCGCUGCACGGCCGGAAUAGAACCAGUGUCGCGGCGUCUGCAGCGGCGGGAAUUGCGGCUGCGCCAGCAGCAGCAACGGGAGCAAUAGGAGCCAUCGGCCCUUUGCUCGCAGCAGUUGGAGUGAAUACGUCUGUUCUGCGCGCGUCCCUCGGAGCCUCCUUCAAGCUCUUCUCCAUGUGCGCGUUCAUCGUGUGGCUCAUGAAAGCCAAGAUUCUUCCCGAAACCACGCCCUCAGUGCUCAGUCAGGUGGCGUUUCAAGCCAUGAUCCCCUGCUUCCUCAUGACAAAGGUCGCUUCCACUCUCGCCGUUCAGCCCCUUGCAUCCCUGGCUGCCCUGCCCCUCGUCGCUGUGGUUCAGGUCCUCUGUGGUGCUGCUCUCGGUAAGCUUGUUUGCUCCAUCGCCUACCACCGUCCCUCCUCCCUCGCCUCCCCUCCCGCUGCUCGCCACAUCGCCUUCUCCGUCGCCCAAAGUCUCGGGCUAAGCCCCUCCGCUGCUGCCCAGCUUUCAGGCCUUCCCCCCCCUCCUCCUCCUCCUCCUCCUCCUCGUAGCAGCCAGGCCAGGUCUUCUGUAUGGGGGGGUAGCGCAAGGGGGGAAGGGGGGCGGGAGGGGAGAGGGGAGGGGGAGGUGGGUGGAGGGAAGGUGCGUGGGCGGGGAGUUUUGUCCGCGCCUGGGAUGGUUGGGGCGGCGGAGCGGGCGGCAGGGAGGAAGGAGGCGGUGGUGAUGUCAGCGUGUGCGUUUGGCAACUCGCUCACUCUGCCUCUUGUGUUCCUGGCCACGCUGCUGAGCAAAGCUGAUGCUGACAGGGCUGCUGGCUACCUUGCGCUCUUCAUGGUGGGCUGGUCUCCCACGUUUUGGACCCUGGGCUAUAGCAUGUUCACAGGGGGGGAUAGCCGGCAAAGGGAGGAGGAAGUGGCGAGUGCAGCUGCAGCAGCAGAGAUGGGAGGGACGGGGAUUGACAGCACUCUGAACCGUGUGGUUGAGGUGCUUAAGAAAGUACUCAACCCGCCUAUUUAUGGGGUGCUAGCCGGUCUGCUAAUAGGAGCCACGCCUCUCGGUCACUUCUUCCUUCCUGCGUCCUCUGCCUCUGCCUCUGCCUCUGCGUCUGCUGCUGUGUCUUCUGCCUCUUCGCUCACAGCAUCAGCCCCAUUAGCGUGGCUCUUCAGCCCUGCAACUGCAGGCAUUCUGCAUCCCCUGAUGGAGUCAGCAGCAAUCCUGGGGUCAGCCUGUGUGGCCGUGCAAGCAGUCGUGCUCGCAUCCUCCCUCGCCUCCUCCAUCCCCUCCCGCAUCUCCCUCUCCUGGCCCAAACCCCCCUCCUCCUCCUCCUCUCCCUCCUCGCCCUCCUCUCUUUCCUCCUCUCCCACCUCCGCAGCAGCGGCAGCAGUAUCAUCAGCUAUCGAUCAGCUGCUGCCACCACCGGCAGCUAACACCCAAGUCACUGCGCUCGUGCCCAUCCCUGUGCAAG
Messenger RNA from Closterium sp. NIES-67, 2813 nucleotides. The record is from the annotation of a GenBank genome assembly. NCBI's taxonomy places the organism in Eukaryota, Viridiplantae, Streptophyta, Zygnematophyceae, Desmidiales, Closteriaceae.